Messenger RNA from Trematosphaeria pertusa, 189 nucleotides. RefSeq names its product cytochrome c oxidase family protein-like protein. The transcript has 4 exons. Gene Ontology annotation, biological process: mitochondrial electron transport, cytochrome c to oxygen. NCBI's taxonomy places the organism in Eukaryota, Fungi, Ascomycota, Dothideomycetes, Pleosporales, Trematosphaeriaceae. The coding region runs from base 1 to 189 and encodes 62 amino acids. The record is from RefSeq and is a predicted model, not a curated record.
AUGGCCAUCAAGCCCAUUACUGGUAUGCUCCGAAGAGCAGUUGUCCUUGACAUCUCCGUUUCCCUCGGCCUCGGAAUAGCGGCCGGCUAUGCUUUCUGGUACGGCUAUCACGUCCCCGCCGUCCGCCACCGCGAUGCUUUCUACCAGAGGAUCGAAGACGAGCGAGCCCGCGCCCUCGGCUCCAAGUAA